UCCAGCUGCCCGAGCUCUCCGCACGCUACCAACCGAGUCUUGGAGAGAGGGGCUCUGCUCUUAGUUGGGAGAACGAUGUUUGCGACGUUGCAACGCACGGUACGACCAAGCUUGUCAUCGGCGGCGGCGGCAGCGGGAUGGCGGCAGCCAGCAAAGCGGUCGAUGGGGACAAUCGAGGUGGCCGUAAGGGAGGCCAUCAACCAGGGGCUUGACGAGGAAAUGGGCCGGGACGAGAGGGUGUUUCUCAUGGGAGAGGAGGUUGCACAGUACCAAGGGGCGUACAAGGUCACCAAGGGGCUUUACCAGAAGUACGGGGAGCAGAGGGUGAUCGACACCCCCAUCACGGAGAUGGGAUUCACGGGGCUCGCCACGGGGGCGGCCUACAAGGAUCUCCGUCCGGUGGUGGAGUUCAUGACGUUCAACUUUUCCCUCCAGGCCAUCGACCAGAUCCUCAACUCCGCGGCAAAGCAGCUGUACAUGUCUGCGGGGGACUGCCCGGUGCCCGUCGUGUUCCGUGGGCCUAACGGGGCUGCUUCCGGCGUAGGCGCGCAGCACUCCCAGUGUUUCGCGGCGUGGUACUCGUCCGUCCCAGCACUGAAGGUGGUCUCCCCGUGGUCCAGCGAGGACGCCAAGGGUCUCAUCAAGUCCGCGAUUCGGGACCCCAACCCGGUGGUGUUCCUGGAGAACGAGUUGCUUUACGGGGUGGCGUUCCCCAUGACGGACGAGGCCCAGGGGGAGGACUUCGUGAUUCCCAUCGGGAAGGCGAAAGUCGAGCAGGAGGGUACGGACGUGUCGAUCGUGACUUUCUCGAAGAUGGUGGGCACCUCGCUCGAGGCCGCGGAAAUGCUCGCGGCGCAGGGCAUUAGCGCCGAGGUAAUCAACCUCCGCACGUUGCGCCCGCUGGACUACGGCACGGUGAUCAAGUCGGUCCAGAAGACGAACAGGCUCGUGACGGUGGAGGAGGGCUGGCCGCAGAACGGCAUCGGGGCCGACAUCUCGGCCGUUGUUUGCGAGGAGGCGUUUGACCACCUCGACGCACCCAUCGAGCGGGUGACGGGCGCGGACGUGCCCAUGCCGUAUGCGCUCAACCUCGAGCGGAUGGCCUUGCCGUCGAAGGAAGACAUCGUCUCCGCCGUCCUCCGGACAACGUAUCGCAGCAAAUAAAACCAACAAGUAACCGUUUUGGUAAACUAGGAUAGCCCGGCUGAAGUGGAGACGAGCUGCAGUGUAAGGUAGCGAAGCAGGCCUUUGUGUGACCAUGCGCAGCACAUACGAUUGGCUUGGGUUCGUUGCGCUUAUCAGAAUCAGAGAGGGGCGUUAGUUGUCCGAUCUGGGAGCAUGGUUGAGACUGGUCGGCUCGUUCUGCGGCGGGGUCUAUCGAUAGUACCAAUGCGUCGAGCUGUAUAUUCCUUUUUUUCCUAACAAUUUUGAAAGCUGACGACGAGUUGGUGCGCCGCAACAAACGCCGCAACAAGCAAACAAACUGC
Molecule: messenger RNA, 1487 nt
Organism: Ectocarpus siliculosus
Lineage: Eukaryota; Phaeophyceae; Ectocarpales; Ectocarpaceae
Source: the annotation of a GenBank genome assembly